Coccomyxa subellipsoidea C-169 is the source of this 957-nucleotide messenger RNA. RefSeq lists its product as hypothetical. The coding region runs from base 1 to 957 and encodes 318 amino acids. The record is from RefSeq and is a predicted model, not a curated record. Lineage: Eukaryota; Viridiplantae; Chlorophyta; Trebouxiophyceae; Coccomyxaceae. The transcript has 7 exons.
AUGACCACCACAGCGCAGGAUGUGCCCGGGCAAGCACCGCAUGCCAGAGCUGCAGCCGGCCAUACACGGCUGGAGACGACAGUGGACGUCGUGAAGGGGGAGUCUUUCAAGACCGACUGGCAGCCCCCACCUACCCUCACGUGGCCUGUGCCUGAAGGAGAUUACAGGGACCAGCUCCCUCCCCUCAUUCGUGAGGUGGCUGAGCAGUAUGCGCCAGUCGUGCGCAAUGGCAGGUGGACACACGGCCUCUUCGAGUGCUGGGCGCCAAAGAUGAGGGUGCUCAAGGCCGGUGUCCACAUCCCCUGCUGGGAGGCAUACAGCCUGAACCCCUUCAGGUGGCGCGGCGCAUGCUUUGGGCGCACAGUGGGCGAGUGCUUCUGGGUGGGCAUACACCCCACGCGCUGGGCGCGCUCUGCAUAUGGAGGCGACCUCGGAGCCCGCUUCAGGGGCAAGCCACAAAGCCGUAGAACGUGGAAGGAGGCGAUAGCGAGUUUGUCAGCGCUCUACUGUGGGGCGUCGGUGGCGAUCGGCUGCGGUCUGGGCCACAUAUGGAACGCCUGCGGCAGCUACGGCCUCAACACCAUGUCAUGGUUCUCAUGCGUGUCGCGGCAACACCUGCGGCAGCGGUUUGCGCUGCCGUCGACGUUUGGACUGCCGGCCGGCUGCGAUGACUGCGCGGUGCACACCUGCUGCAUGUACUGCGCCAGCCACCAGGAACUGCGCGAACUAGCCGUCCGCGGCAUCGGGGGGCCCGGCAUCCACGUGCUGGACGUGACUCCGCGUUCGUUCAGCCACGUGCCGGGGAUUGACGUGCGGCUGCAGGAGAGCACGGCUGAGCUGGCAGCCAUGGAGGAGGCCCCUGUGGCGUUCCCUCCCGCCGCUGCAAUUCCCCCCGCCGCUGCAAUACCCCCGGCCACUGCCAUUCCAGAGGAAGUGGAAAUGCAGCGCGUGCCCUGA